This is a messenger RNA of Musca domestica (house fly), 2534 nucleotides long. RefSeq names its product protein no-on-transient A-like. Lineage: Eukaryota; Metazoa; Arthropoda; Insecta; Diptera; Muscidae. Gene Ontology annotation, biological process: regulation of DNA-templated transcription. Gene Ontology annotation, molecular function: RNA binding. Gene Ontology annotation, cellular component: nucleus. The record is from RefSeq and is a predicted model, not a curated record.
ACUUUCGUGUUCAUUCUAUUUCCGGCAGUCGUUGAGGUGAGUCGUUUAUCUGCAAGUAAAGGGCCGAGUGUUAUUAGAAAAAAGUGAAUUUUUGUGAAAAGAAAGUUAAAAGUGAUGAGUGCUAAAACUGCUGUAAAUGGUGGCGGGCCUUUGCCUCAGCGGCCGCAAAAAAAUCAAGGAGACAAGAACCAAGACAAAGCCAUGGAUGGGCCAGCAGAAAAGAAACCUCGUUUUAAUCAAGGAGGUGGCCCAAUUCAGAACAAUCAAAACCAAAAUCAGAAUAAAGGUUUUGGUGGAAAUAAGAAUAACCAAGCCUUCGGAAAUAGAAAUAAAAAUCGUGGAGGUGGCAAUCAGAACGCCAACAAAGGAAAUUUCCAAAAUCAACAGAAUCAGAAUCAGAAUCAACAGAAACAACAGCAAGCUCAAGCUCAAGCAGCACCUGAUCAAGCCACGGGCGGCGCAGCUGCUAAAGAUGUUAAGGCUCAAGCGGAAAAUAAACCAGCAAAUACUAAUGCUGGUCCAGGAAACGCUCCGCAUCAACAAAAUCAGCAAAAUCAACAAACCAACAAAAUCAACAAAACCAACAAAAUCAACAAAACCCCCAACAGAACAACCAGAACCAACAACAAAAUAAUCAGAAUCAACAACAAAAUAAUCAGAAUCAACAAUUCCAACAAAACCGACAACAACAUGGUGGUGGCGGCUUUGGCGGUGGCGGUUUUGGCGGUGGCAAUAACAACAAUGAUGGCGGAAUGGGCGGCAGAGGAGGCCAACGUGAUCGUGGUCAAAAACGAGACCGUAACUUCGGAAAUCGUGAUGGUCGUGAUGGUGGUGGCCCAAGAGGUGGAGGUGGCGGCGGCGAUGGCCCACGUGGUGGUCGCAAUGACGAUUUCUUCGUUAAUCAGCGCUUGCGUUCCAUCUCUGGUCCCACCCACGAGCUUGAAGCUAUUCAGGCCUCCGAGGAAAGCAAAUUCUCUGGACGUAACCGUCUGUAUGUCGGUAAUCUAACUGGUGAAGUUAGCGAAGAAGAACUAAGAGAGCUCUUCAAGCCAUACGGUGAAAUAGCCGAAGUUUUCUGUAAUUCAGAAAAGAAUUUUGCAUUCCUUAAAAUGGACUAUCAUGCCAAUGCUGAACGUGCAAAGCGCGAACUCGAUGGCACAAAUCGCAAAGGACGCGUUUUGCGUGUUCGUUUCGCCCCUAAUGCCACAGUUUUGCGUGUCUCGAACCUUACACCAUUUGUUUCGAAUGAAUUGCUCUAUAGAGCAUUUGAAAUCUUUGGUCCCAUUGAAAGGGCUAUGGUCAAUGUUGACGAUCGUGGUAAAUCUACCGGGGAGGGUAUUGUUGAAUUUGCCAAAAAGUCCUCAGCCAACAUAUGUCUGCGCUACUGCAAUGAGAAGUGUUUCUUCCUCACUGCUUCAUUGAGACCCUGUGUCGUUGAACCAUUCGAUUUGACCGAUGACAAUGACGGUCUACCCGACAAGUCGCUGAACAAAAAACUGUCCGAAUUCAACCAUGAACGUGGCAUUGGACCUCGGUUUGCCGAACGUGGAAGUUUCGAACAUGAAUAUGGCACCAGGUGGAAGCAAUUGCAUGAAUUAUUCAAGAGCAAACAGGAAGCUCUAAAACGUGAACUAAAAAUGGAGGAAGAGAAAUUGGAGGCGCAGAUGGAAUAUGCUCGUUAUGAGCACGAAACAGAACUCCUCAGACAAGAAUUGCGCAAGCGCGAGUCAGACAAUGAACGCAAGAAAAUGGAAUGAAUGCGUGAGAAACAAGCUGAAGAGAUGCGCAAACGCGACGAAGAACAAGUUCGCCGCCAACAGACCGAAAUGCAAUCGCGCAUGUUGCGUCAAGAAGAGGAGAUGCGCAGACGUCAGCGAAACACAUUGUUUAUGCAAGCUCAACAGUUGAACUCAUUGCUGGAUCAGCAAGAGGGUGGCUUCAGUGGCAAUUGCAAUAACUUUGAUGGCUUUGGAAACAACCCAAAUCCAUUCGAUUUUAGAGGCAAUAACAAUGGACCCAAUGGUCCCAAUGGCCCUAAUGGUCCCAACGGCCCUAAUGGCCCAAACAACCCGCAGGUACGUUCAUUUUUCAAUAUGUUCAAAAGGAGAAGGCAAUAGAGCGUUACUUUAAAACUGAAAUAACUCAAAAUUAAAGUCCACAUCUUAAGAUAUUGAUAUUGGAAAAAAACUGCAUAUUUGCUCUUCAAACUAUUGUGAAAUCAUUAAGAACGCCAAAAGCAAUUGGCGAUAGCAACUCUUCUCAGUUGCUCAGUAGCUCGUCAAUAUUGAUGAAACAGUAUUUUGUGUUAUUCACAACAAUCAUUUGUUCAGCUAAGAAAAUUGUCAGAACAGUUGAAUGGACAUUUUAUCUUAUAUAUAUAUUCCUACAAGACUUUGGGGGUCUCUGCCAACAAACACAUUGAACAAAUAGCUUAGUAACCAUUAUAACCUGUUUAAUUUUUAGUUUAUUUUUUAUUUUGUAAAUACUUUUGUUUUGUGAUUAUAUUUAGCGAAUGUUAAACCUAUGUCACAAUA